Nymphaea colorata (pocket water lily) is the source of this 1877-nucleotide messenger RNA. RefSeq names its product plant UBX domain-containing protein 7. The transcript is spliced from 10 exons. Gene Ontology annotation, biological process: proteasome-mediated ubiquitin-dependent protein catabolic process. NCBI's taxonomy places the organism in Eukaryota, Viridiplantae, Streptophyta, Magnoliopsida, Nymphaeales, Nymphaeaceae. Gene Ontology annotation, molecular function: ubiquitin binding. The coding region runs from base 265 to 1617 and encodes 450 amino acids. The record is from RefSeq and is a predicted model, not a curated record. Gene Ontology annotation, cellular component: nucleus.
AUCCCCCACACUGAUCCUCUUCUUCUUCUGCUACGCCAUGAUCUUUGGCGCUCUUUCUUUCCUUCCUUCGCUCCCACACUCCGUCCAGCCAUCACUUCCUUUCCGUUCUUCCUGCUAAUUGAAAACCCUAUUCCCAGAACUCAUCGAGGUUGUUUUUUUUAAAACCUCUUCUUUUCUUUGCUUCUCCCGAGGUGUGCUUGCCCUAGUUUUUGCGCGCGAGAUUUCGCUCUCCAGUUUCGCGGUUUUUUCCCCCAAUUUUUUGAGAUGGAGAGCGGGUUAAGCGAUGAUCACCAGGGCAUGUUGGUUUCCUUCAUGGAGAUUACGGCAUGUGACUCCACGGACAAGGCUCGGCAGUUUCUGCAGGUGACGAAUUGGCAGCUUGAAGAAGCUAUUCAAUUGUUUUACGUUGGAAGUGAUGGCAGCGGAGCUGCAUCAACAUCUGUUCUUCCAUCUUCAGAAACAACUACUACACUACCUCCUGAAAGCUCCAAUGACACAAAAGCUUUGAAGAGUGAGGAUGAGGAUAAUGUACGCCCUCCCCUACCUGUAAAACGUGAAGCUCUUUAUGCAGAUUCCUUUAUUUAUGGGAACCGAAGGCCUGGCUAUCCUUCACACCAACCUAACCCAGUUGUUGCAUUUCGAAAUUUUGCUGAUGAGGCUAAGCAUGUUGAUGUUUGGGAUUCUAAUAGAGCUGCUAGUUCUACAAGUGAAGGUUCCCGUGAUAAUCUUGCUUCUCUAUAUCGCCCUCCAUUUGACUUGAUGUAUCAAGGAACUUUUGAGCAGGCAAAAUUGGAAGCUGCUCGUGUGGGUAAGUGGCUCAUUGUGAACUUGCAAUCUACUAAGGAAUUCAGUUCUCACAUGUUGAAUAGGGAUACUUGGUCAAAUGAAGCUGUUGCACAAACAAUCAGCACUGGUUUCAUCUUCUGGCAGAUUUAUGAUGAUACAUCUGAAGGCAAAAAAGUCUGCACUUACUAUAACUUAGUGAAUAUUCCUGUUGUCCUGGUCAUUGACCCCAUCACAGGGCAGAAAAUGCGUUCAUGGUGUGGCAUGGUUGAACCAGAGCAUUUGUUGGAGGACCUUAUCCCAUACAUGGAUAAAGGUCCUAAGGAUCAUCAUAUUGCUCACCCUUGCAAAAGAAUGAGAGAAAAUGCUCAAAACGGUGCACUGAAGUCAGCGGCUUCACUAGCUGAUAAUCCCAAUGAAGAAGAUGAGGAUGUAUUGAAAGCUUUAGCUGCCUCCCUUGAGGAUGUAAAACGACCUGCCUUACCUUCUGAUGAAGACAAAAAACCAGAAAAGGAGCAAGAACCUGAAGUUCCCAAGAGCGCAAAACCAUUGUACCCUGUCCUACCGGAUGAGCCUAAAUGCGAUAGCAGUCUUCUUUGCAAGAUUUUGGUCCGUCUUCCUGAUGGUCAAAGAUUUCGGAGAAACUUUCUUCGAACAGAUUCAAUACAGCUGCUAUGGUCUUUCUGCUGCUCCAUUUUGAAGGAGGCCGAAUCUCGACCAUUUCACUUGACUCAGGCAAUACCGGGGGCAUCAAAGCAUCUGGAUUUUAAUAGCAAUCAGAGCUUUGAGGAAGCCGGCCUUUCCAACUCAAUGAUUUCACUUACAUGGGAAUGAAGAAGGUUGGUAUCGUUUCUGCUCUGGCCAUUUUAUUGCCAUAUUUUGAGGGAAAUGAUGUAAGAACGUAGACCUUAGGAGAUCGGUCAUGUUCAUUCCCUUUUUUUAGGAGCCAGUGCGGCUUUAGAUCCAUCAGUUAUUGUUUUAUUAUCUCUCUUGCACCCCCUUCGCUUUUCAUGUAUAUAAUAUUUUAUCUAAGAUGCUACAAAUGCAAAUACCCUCUUAGUAAAUGAAAUCACAAUCUUGUCCUGGAAUUUCAA